UUUCCGGUUUGCUGUCGCUUCUCGCUUUAUUGUUGCUACUUUCUCUUAGCGGUUUGUCUGUAUUUCGCGCAACAACACGUUUUCUUUUACACAAGAUCAGCAUUUAAAUUAUGAGACAUAUUCUCUAGAAGACCCGCAUCGCUUAUACGUGUUUAAAACUGGUCCUACAGAAACGUGAAUGUGGUGGACUUCCGGUUCAAAGAAAAGACUGAAAAUGUUUUGGAGCACUAUGAAAUAAAAAACAGACAUAAACAAAUAAAAACACUAAAUGUAUAAACACUUUAGCUUGGAGUUUGCCUCCUGGUGUACUCAGUAAGUAGACCUGAGCUUGCUGGUGUGCUCAUGAAGGCCUUGUUUCAGCGUAGGCUUCAGAAACUGAGGCUCUAAACGCAGUACAGUCUACAGUCCCUGUGUGUGAAUGCUCACUGGCCCAGGUCUCUACAGCGAUGGAGUCGUAUCUUUUCCCCUUCGAUGGGCUGAUCUGCAUGCUCCUGGGCAUCUCCUUCACCGUGUGGUUCACACUUUUGCUGGUGUUUAUCAUCGUGCCUGCGGUCUUCGGUGUGUCCUUUGGCAUUCGGCGGCUCUACAUGAAUACACUGCUGAAAAUAUUCGAGUGGGCCACGCUGAGGAUGGAGAGAGGAGCGAAAGAGAAGAACCAGCAUCUCUACAAAGCCUACAGCAACGGGAUCAUAGAGAAGGACCAGGUGUCUUUGGAGCAGGAAAUACAGGAAGUGAGUCGUGUUAGCGGAGCCGAGGCCGAAUUCAACAUGUCGGACAUCAUGUUUUUCUGCCGCCACGGGGUCGAGAGUAUCGUGGACGAUGAGGUGACGAAGCGCUUCACAGCCGAAGAGCUAGAGUCAUGGAACCUGCUGACGCGCAGCAACUAUAACUACAAUUUCCACAACAUCAGCACACGGCUGACGGCGCUCUGGGGACUCGGCAUGCUCAUCCGAUACGGCAUCCUGCUUCCUCUCAGGGUCACUCUGGCUUUUACCGGCGUCGGACUCCUCGUGGUUCUCAUGUCACUCAUCGGCCUGCUCCCUAAUGGCCGCAUGAAGAAUUUCCUGAGUGAAAAAGUUCAUCUGAUGUGCUACAGGAUCUGCGUUCGUGCUCUCACCGCCAUCAUCACGUACCACGACAGUGAAAACAAACCCAAGAAUGGAGGCAUCUGUGUGGCCAAUCACACGUCACCCAUCGACGUCAUCAUCCUAGCAAGCGACGGCUGCUACGCCAUGGUUGGCCAGGUCCACGGUGGCCUUAUGGGCAUGAUUCAGAGAGCGAUGGUUAAAGCCUGUCCUCAUAUCUGGUUUGAGAGAUCAGAGGUUAAAGAUCGGCACCUAGUGGCCAAAAGGCUCAGUGAUCAUGUAGCAGACAAAACCAAGCUGCCCAUCCUCAUUUUCCCUGAAGGCACCUGCAUUAAUAACACCUCAGUAAUGAUGUUUAAGAAGGGAAGCUUUGAAAUCGGAUGCACCAUCUAUCCAGUGGCUAUAAAGUAUGACCCAAGGUUCGGAGAUGCUUUUUGGAACAGCAGUAAGUUCGGGAUGGUGAAUUAUCUCCUCCACAUGAUGAGCAGCUGGGCCAUCGUUUGCAGCGUGUGGUAUUUGCCACCCAUGAUCCUAGAGGAGGGCGAGGACGCUAAGCAGUUUGCUAACCGGGUGAAGGCCGCCAUCGCCAGGAAAGGAGGUUUAGCCGAUCUGCUAUGGGAUGGAGGACUAAAACGGGAAAAGGUGAAGGAGGUGUUGAAGGAGGAGCAUCAGAAACUCUACAGUAAAGCCUUAGUGGGAAAUGGUGAGGAUCGAAGUCACUCCUGAUCGCGGACGUGCUGCCUGAUUGCAAGCAGACCUACUGAUUGUGCCCAAAAGGCAAGACGAAUUUUAUGAAUCACGGCACAGACUAAAACCGGGCCAAGAUCGAAGCCUUGCUGAACUCCUCUGCAAGAUAAAAGCUGAACUGAAAUAAAUUGAACCGAACAGAUAUCGCUCAGCAAGCGACCUUAGCUGAACCAAGCAGAUCAGACUGCUAACCGGAGUCAACGGGUCAAAUCUGAUCUGGAAUGGAAUGGACCAUGUUGAUUUUGGAUCGACAGUUCAGCGACUAAAAAAAAUCUCAGCUGAAAGGAUCACUCGUGUAUCGAACAACAGAAAACUUAAUUCAACCAAAAAAGAUCUGAUCAGAUCUAAACAAGACUAAAUAAAACAAAUUAAUGUGUUUAAUGUCAUACUGAACCUAACGGACUUGGAAUUGAAUUUCACUGUUCAGUUGACUGAGACGAAGAGAAUCAGAAAAAUCUGAACUGGAUAUGAACUGAAGAAAUCCGUUGCUUUGCUGAUAAAUAUAUCAGAACCGUUACUUUGCAUACUUUUCCAUGAAUCUAUGCAGUGGCAUUACAUUCAUUCAAUUUCCUUAGAAUUUGAAGUACGUCAAAUACUUUUUUAAAUUUAUUUAUUUUGUGAGUCGUCUGUUACAGUAGACACAUUUUCCGUGUGAAAACAUUUUAUUUCUGCAGAAAGAAACUGCAACGGUGACAGUAUAAAUAAAAAAAUCAACGUUUUGGAUCUCUAAAACGGAGAAUGGACAUCGCUGGGUGCAAAGUGUCUGCUUUCAUUUAGGUGUUUAUUCACUUAAAUGUCUACUGAUCAAAGUAAAGAGAAUUGUGUGCAUCAUUAUAUGCUGAUAACUUGAUAUAAAGUAUAAUAUGCUUAUUAAACACGCACAAUAUCAUGGCCACUUCAGAACAUUGUACAAGCCUGUACUGUUCAGUAGACACCAUAAGAUUAGAGUCUCGUUUGAGCAAAAGCAGUCCUGUAAUCCUGCACAUCUGAUGACAAUGAAAUAAAGGGGGAAAAAAUUAUGAAAAUGGUAGAUGAAGGUUAUCUUGAAUUCUGUUGAACCCUGUUAGAAUGGUCUGCCCUGUUUCUCAUUAAAUGAACAUGUAUUAACA
Molecule: messenger RNA, 2941 nt
Organism: Tachysurus fulvidraco (yellow catfish)
Lineage: Eukaryota; Metazoa; Chordata; Actinopteri; Siluriformes; Bagridae
Gene: gpat4
Product: glycerol-3-phosphate acyltransferase 4
Exons: 14
Coding region: 447-1811 (454 amino acids)
Biological process (GO): triglyceride biosynthetic process
Cellular component (GO): endoplasmic reticulum
Molecular function (GO): glycerol-3-phosphate O-acyltransferase activity
Source: RefSeq, a predicted model, not a curated record